AUUUCUGAUCAGCAUAAUGCUGGAGCAAGAGUGUGGCAGCGUGCAGUUUUCAAAAUGGCCGAGUUGGACACCGAUUUGGACCACAUCAUUCCGUCUUCUGUUCUUCCUACCUUUUGGGCUAAGUUAGUAGUAGGGUUUGUUUCCCUUGUGUGUUUUGCACGCAGCUAUGAUGGAGAUUUUGUCUUUGACGACUCUGAAGCUAUUGUUAACAAUAAGUUGUAACGACCUGUAUACCUUCAGGACAUCGCAUGUUCCUCAAGAUACAGUUAUUUUUUUCGUUUGCAGGAUCUCCAAGCAGAAACGCCCCUUGGCGACCUGUGGCAUCAUGACUUCUGGGGCAGUAAACUGAGCAGCAACACCAGCCACAAGUCCUACCGACCUCUCACCGUCCUGACUUUCAGGUAAUAAGGAGGGGACACAUUCUUCUACCUUCUGGGUGCUACUGAGUAUUCUCUUGGGAGCAGUGGCCAUGCUGUGCAAAGAACAAGGCAUCACCGUGCUGGGUUUGAAUGCAGUAUUUGACAUCCUGGUGAUAGGGAAAUUAAAUAUCCUGGAAAUGGUCCAGAAGGUACUACAUAAAGACAAGUCAUUAGAGAACUUUGGGGUGCUCAGGAAUGGGGGUCUCCUCUUCAGAAUGACUCUCCUGGCCUCGGGGGGAGCAGUUAUGCUCUACAUACGUUGGAAAAUCAUGGGCACCGGCCCGCCAGCGUUUACGGAGGUGGACAACCCAGCCUCCUUUGCCGACAGUGUGCUGGUCAGGGCCAUCAACUAUAAUUACUACUAUUCACUGAAUGCGUGGCUGCUGCUGUGUCCCUGGUGGCUGUGUUUUGAUUGGUCAAUGGGCUGCAUCCCCCUCAUUAAGUCAGCCGGUGACUGGAGACUAAUUGUACCAGCAGCUCUGUGGUUCUGCCUGAUCGGCCUCCUGUGCCAAGCCCUGUGCUCUGAAGACAGCCACAGGAGAAGGAUCCUUACAUUGGGCCUGGGAUUUCUCGUUAUCCCCUUUCUUCCUGCAAGUAACCUGUUCUUCCGAGUGGGGUUUGUGGUCGCAGAGAGAGUUCUCUACCUCCCCAGUGUUGGGUUCUGUGUGCUGCUGACCUUCGGAUUCGGAGCUCUGAGUAAACAUGCUAAGAAAAAGAAGCUAAUUGCUGCUCUCAUGCUCGGAAUUUUAUCCAUAAACAUGCUGAGAUGCAUAGUUCGUUGCAGUGAGUGGCGGACUGAAGAACAGCUUUUUAGAAGUGCCCUGUCUGUGUGUCCUCUCAACGCUAAGGUUCACUACAACGUUGGCAAAAACCUGGCUGAUAAUGGCAACCAAACAGCUGCCAUCCGCUAUUACAGGGAAGCUGUAAGAUUAAAUCCCAAGUAUGUUCAUGCCAUGAAUAAUCUGGGAAACAUCUUAAAAGAAAGGAAUGAGCUACAGGAAGCUGAGGAGCUGCUGUCUUUGGCUGUACAAAUACAGCCAGACUUUGCUGCUGCAUGGAUGAAUUUAGGUAUAGUGCAGAACAGCCUGAAGCGGUUUGAAGAAGCGGAACAAAGUUACCGGACAGCAAUUAAACACAGACGAAAAUACCCAGAUUGUUACUACAACCUCGGGCGUUUGUAUGCGGACCUAAACCGCCAUAUGGAUGCACUGAACGCAUGGAGAAAUGCUACCGUGCUGAAACCAGAGCACAGUUUGGCUUGGAACAACAUGAUUAUACUCCUUGAUAAUACAGGUAAUUUAGCCCAAGCUGAAGCAGUUGGCAGAGAGGCGCUGGAAUUAAUACCUAACGACCACUCUCUUAUGUUCUCGUUGGCAAAUGUGCUGGGGAAAUCCCAGAAAUACAAGGAGUCUGAAGCUUUAUUCCUCAAGGCAAUUAAAGCUAAUCCAAAUGCUGCAAGUUACCAUGGUAAUCUGGCUGUGCUUUACCAUCGUUGGGGACAUCUAGACUUAGCCAAAAAACACUAUGAAAUCUCUCUGCAACUUGACCCCACUGCACCAGGAACUAAGGAGAAUUACGGCCUUCUAAGAAGAAAGCUAGAGCAAUUGCAAAAGAAAGACGUCUGAUCCUUUUUCCUUGGUUUUUUUUUUUAAUCUGUGCGUGCGCGUGCAUGAGGCAUAUCAUUAAUAUUAUCUGGUUACAUUUAACCAUUUAAAAGGCCUAGAUGCGGUGUUGCUUAUUUUAUUCUGGUUUUUUUUUUUCCUAUGAAAAGAAAAAGAACAUGCAAAAAGAUUAUAGCACCAGCAGUAUACUCUUGAAUGCUUGAUGUGGUUUUUGCACUGAAAUUGUAUUUUUUCAGACAACUCGAGUGUAAAUUCUGAAACUCCUGGAAUGAAGUCUUUUUUAAUUAAAAAGAAAAAGAGAAAAAUUUAUUUUGAGCGGCUUUUAGUGAAAUGCAACCUGCAUUUGGGAUGUGAGUAUUGUAGCAUAUAGACUGGCACUUAUUGUAACAAGAAAUGGCAAACUGACUCUGACAAUUUAUAUAGAUGUCAAAUGUGUCUGUAUAUUAGAAUUUUUAUUUAAAGACGGGAAAGAAUAAAUUAAGAUUUUGUUCUAAUUCCUUUUUUAAAACAAUAUACUAGGAGCUUCGUUUGUAAGGAAAUAUUUAUUUGUAUUUUUAUGUUUUGAACAGAGCAAAUAAUUGGAUGAAGAAUGAAAAUUUCAACACCUAGAAUAUCUAUAUACUUUUUAGGAAGAAAUUGACUCCUGCAAUAUUUUUUGGAUUCGCCAGCUUGUGCAGUUUCGGUAUAUGGGAAAUGAUAUUGUGUUCUACAUAAACUGUCACUGCUGGUAACAAGUUCAAGCCCUGCUUUCGGCAGAAGCAGGAAGCAUGACGUCUUAGUUUUUGUUACGUCCAGCAUUAAGAGGGCUACACAUCUGUGGGAGUUGGUUUUUAAUGUUUUCAACCUUAAAGCAAUUUUCCAUUUUGCUUAAAGGGACUGCAGAAAUUACUGUGUAUCCACAAAAUGCAAGAAGUGAAAUUCCUCUCAAAAGGUGCCACAUUUGGGGAGUUUGUGGUAUUUUUAAGAAUUGGAUUAUUUUCUUGUUUUAUUUGGACAUUGCUAAUCAUGUUUUUUGGUUUUGUUUUGUCCUUCCAUAUAUGCUGUUGACCUGAUGGUUUAUGCAAUCUCUGUAAUUUCUUAUGCAGUAAAAUUAUCACACAAAACUGGU
Trichechus manatus latirostris (Florida manatee) is the source of this 3149-nucleotide messenger RNA. RefSeq names its product transmembrane O-mannosyltransferase targeting cadherins 4 (gene TMTC4). Gene Ontology annotation, molecular function: protein binding; mannosyltransferase activity. Gene Ontology annotation, cellular component: endoplasmic reticulum. Lineage: Eukaryota; Metazoa; Chordata; Mammalia; Sirenia; Trichechidae. The record is from RefSeq and is a predicted model, not a curated record. Gene Ontology annotation, biological process: protein O-linked glycosylation via mannose; endoplasmic reticulum unfolded protein response. Bases 470 to 2044 code for a protein of 524 amino acids. The transcript has 16 exons.